AUGCGGCUAUGUAUCUUGCUUCUGGCCUUCCUGGGGUCUCUGUCUGAUGCUGCGUUCUCUGGACCCACAGGCUGGCGUUUGCCAGGGAGGAGCCCUCGUUUUGACCGCCUUGGGGAUGUGGAGGUGGCAGGGAGCUUCAGCAUCUUUCAUUUCUAUGAUGUCACCUCAUUGGAUUUCACGGCUCCACCAGCCGGGCGGCCCUACUCAAGCGUUUCCAAUUGGGGCUACCGGGUGGCCCAAAGUUUUGUCUUUGCCAUUGAGGAAAUCAACAGGAGCGUCCACCUGUUGCCCAAUCUGACCUUGGGCUUCUCCAUCCGCAACUCUGGGGACUCAGUACACGGAGCUCUCCAUGAGACCAUCGGCUUCCUCACGGGGCAGGAGGAGCCGGUCCCCAACUACUUCUGUGGGUCUGGCCCCCCCAAAGUUGCCGUGGUGGGGGACACAAGGUCAGCCCUGUCUGUGUCCAUGGCCAGGCUUCUCGGGCUGUACAAGUUUCCCCAGAUCAGUUACUCAUCUACACUGCCAUUCCUCAGUGACAAGACUCAAUUUCCUUCCUUCCUCCGGACCAUACCCAGUGACAUCACGUUUACCCAAGCAGUGACUCAGCUGGUGUUGUAUUUGGCAUGGUCCUGGGUGGGCAUCCUGGCCCAAGAUGAUGACUUUGGGCAGCAGGCCAGCUCUCUGGCCACCCAGAAGCUCAUCCAGGCUGGUGCCUGUGUUGAGUUCAACUUCCAAGUCCCUUCACAGACAUCUCAGGAGAAGACUCGAUUAGUUGUAGAGAAUAUGGAGAGAUGCACCGCCACUGUUGUUCUGGUCUUUGUGAACAACUCCAAUUUUCAGCUCAUCCUGCAGGUCUUGCUGAAGCAUGGUAUCAAGGGCUGGGUCUUGGUUAGCCCAGAUACACAGCACAUGGCUAAUGCACUGACUGUGCCAGGUGUCUCCAAGAUAUUAUAUGGCGCAUUUGGCCUUCUGCAUUACAGCAACCCAGUACCCGGGUUCCAGGAGUUCCUUGCUGGCCUUCACCCCAGCAGGACCCCAGAGGACAUGUUCAUAGAUGGGUUCUGGAAGGUCACCUUUCAAUGUACAUGGUCCCAUCGGAACACCACACUGGCAAAAGUUGACCAUGUAUGCUCAGGAAAUGAGAGUAUGAGAGGCCAGGAGCUUCCUUUCCAGGAAUUGAGUCAAAGUGAUGUCGCCUACAUGGCUGUCUAUAGCAUUGCCCAUGCCCUGCACAACCUGCUAGCCAAUGAGGACCGGCAUGGGACAUGUGCAGAUCCUGGGCACUUCCAGCCGUGGCAGCUUCUCCAUUCCCUCAGGAAGGUGCACUUCAAGACUCCUGAUGGCCGAGAGAUUCUGUUUGAUGCUGAUGGAGAUCUGGUUACACAAUUUGACAUUGUGCGGUGGCAGAAGACCUCUGAAGGCACAUUCUACCCUAUGAACAUAGGCAAGAUUGACCCACAAGUGUCUCCGGGGGACAGAAUGUCCAUCCACUUGCAGGAAGAUGUCCAGGUGAGAGGGCUGGUGUCUGAUGGCCCUGUUCUUCAUCUCCAGGUGCCUCCCUCUGUCUGCAGUGGGAGAUGUCUUCCAGGGUUCAUCCAGACCCCCAAGCAGGGAGCCCCUCACUGCUGUUUCCAUUGUAGCCCCUGCCCCGAGGGACAGUUUGCAAACGAAACAGACAUGAAGAGUUGUCUCCUGUGCACUGAGGAUCAGUACUCAAGCCCUACUCGAGACAGCUGCCUACCCAAGACUGAGUCUUUCCUAGCCUUUGAUGAGGCCCUGGGGUUCAGCCUGGCUGUGGUGUCACUCAUGCUGGCUGGCCUGGCUGUGCUGGUCUUGGGGAUAUUCUGGAAGCACCAGGACAGCCCUGUAGUCAAGGCCAACAACCGGCCUCUCAGCUACUUGCUCCUUGUUUCCCUGAGCCUGUGUGCCCUGUGUGCCUUGCUGUUCCUGGGCCAACCCACGGCUGCCACCUGCCUCCUGCGCCAGACCACCUUUGCUGUAGUGUUCACUGUGGCGGUCUCCUCCAUCCUGGCGAAGACCCUCACGGUGGUGCUGGCUUUCAGAGUUACCAGGCCAAGGGACAGGUUUCAGGUGUGCCUGGGCCCCAGCGCGUCUCCAUGUGUUGUCCUGAUGUCCUCCUUGGUCCAGGUGAUUCUCUGUGCAGUCUGGCUGGGCACGUCCCCACCAUUCCCAGGCAGGGACAUGGCCUCUGAGCCCAGGCAUAUUGUCAUCCAGUGCCAGGAGGGCUCCGGAGUGGCCUUCUACUGCGUGCUGGGUUACCUGGGCUUCCUGGCCAUGGGGACCUUCUGUGUGGCCUUCCUGGCCCGGGGCCUGCCAGAUGCCUUCAAUGAGACCCAGUUCAUCACCUUCAGCAUGCUGCUGUUCUGCAGUGUCUGGACAGCCUUCCUGCCCCUGUACCACAGUGCUCGGGGCAAGUCCAUGGUGGCCGUGGAGAUCUUCUCCAUCCUGUCCUCCACUGGGGGGCUUCUGGGUGGCAUCUUCCUCCCCAAGUGCUACAUCAUCUUGCUGAAGCCUGAGCGCAACACCCUGACCUGGGUAAGACAAGGACACUGA
Perognathus longimembris pacificus (Pacific pocket mouse) is the source of this 2574-nucleotide messenger RNA. RefSeq names its product vomeronasal type-2 receptor 26-like. The record is from RefSeq and is a predicted model, not a curated record. Gene Ontology annotation, biological process: G protein-coupled receptor signaling pathway. The coding region runs from base 1 to 2574 and encodes 857 amino acids. NCBI's taxonomy places the organism in Eukaryota, Metazoa, Chordata, Mammalia, Rodentia, Heteromyidae. The transcript is spliced from 6 exons. Gene Ontology annotation, cellular component: membrane. Gene Ontology annotation, molecular function: G protein-coupled receptor activity.